GGAAGCGACUGGUGAGAGGUGCUGGGACAAGAUGGGAAUUAUCCGGGGCCCCUUUCAGGCCCCCGAAGAUGCUCUCCAGAUACACUCGGGUGGGAAGAAACUGGGUUACUCGAGCCAGAAGGGAAUGUGGGCCGGCUAUAUACCGGUUGCCUGUUCGUACACCGCAGUUCAUUCUUCCUUCUCGUCGCGAUCGACAAGUCGUGGACGAGCUAACGUUCCCUAUUGGCCUGGCCGAAAAAUAUACGCAUACUUCAGUCCAUAUAUACGGGCCACGAAAGACGUUCCAACUCUUUCCUAUCGUAGCACCUUCUUAUUGGCAAUUCACUGUUGCAAUUGCCUCUUUGGUUAGAAGAUCCUUGAAAGUGAACAAAAAUCGACAGAGUAUCCAGAGGAAGAGUCUCUUUAGCAACAGUAAAUAUGAAGACGAUAUGGUUGAUGUUGGUUCUCGUUGCCGUUGUGGUGAAUGCUCAACGCCGACUAGCCCUUCCUGAUCCACGCAGCUGUGCCAACCGGGUACGACAUGCUACUUAUAGGGACGCUAGAGGUGUUGCACAUUCGUAUUUCUUCAGCUGGGAACAUCAACCGACUAGAAAUCUUGAAGUAGAUUGGUUGGAUGCUCGUAAUAUCUGCCGCAGACACUGUAUGGACGCAGUUUCUCUUGAAACACCACAAGAAAAUGAAUUCAUCAAACAGAGAGUGGCAAGAGGAAAUGUGAGAUAUAUCUGGACAUCCGGACGGAAAUGCAACUUCAAUGGUUGCGACAGACCGGAUCUUCAGCCGCAGAAUAUCAACGGAUGGUUCUGGUCUGGUUCUGGAGCCAAAAUUGGACCAACCACACAACGUAAUUCUGGAGAUUGGAGCAACACUGGUGGAUUUGGCCAAGCACAGCCUGAUAACCGUGAAGCUGCUCAAGGCAAUGACGAGUCUUGUUUGUCAAUCUUGAACAACUUUUACAACGACGGCAUCAAGUGGCACGAUGUAGCCUGCCAUCAUCGAAAACCAUUCGUCUGCGAGGACAGUGACGAACUUUUGAACUUCGUCCUUUCUAGAAACCCUGGCAUUCGCUUUUAAAAGCUUUUCGUAGCUUCUAUUAAUUCUUGAAUGUUCAAUGUCUAAGAUUUUUCGAUCGCGCAAGAGUAGCAAAAAACUUUUCUAUCUCUUGAACCUUCUAAUUUAUAUAAUUACAAAGUAUAAUGAUCCAUUAUAAUUAGAAUUAAUUUAAAUACUUUCAUUCAUUCACAAUUGUAUCAUACGGAAUUCUCGAAAUGAAUUAAAUUAGAAUUUGAUAAAUUAGAUAUUGAACAAUCAAGCAUUGCAUUAGAUUUAGACUAAGUAGAAGCUGCCUAUAUCUAAGUUUUAACUUUUGUACACUUUUUCUAUACAAAAUAAAAAGCAUUCGCUAAGAAA
Molecule: messenger RNA, 1407 nt
Organism: Frieseomelitta varia
Lineage: Eukaryota; Metazoa; Arthropoda; Insecta; Hymenoptera; Apidae
Product: L-selectin
Exons: 5
Coding region: 418-1071 (217 amino acids)
Source: RefSeq, a predicted model, not a curated record